Molecule: messenger RNA, 1093 nt
Organism: Trematomus bernacchii (emerald rockcod)
Lineage: Eukaryota; Metazoa; Chordata; Actinopteri; Perciformes; Nototheniidae
Product: beclin 1-associated autophagy-related key regulator-like
Exons: 3
Biological process (GO): mitophagy; cellular response to starvation; autophagosome assembly
Cellular component (GO): mitochondria-associated endoplasmic reticulum membrane contact site; extrinsic component of omegasome membrane; extrinsic component of phagophore assembly site membrane
Source: RefSeq, a predicted model, not a curated record
GUGCUUCAUCUUCGUCUUCCUCUGUGUGUUUCCAGCAUGUGGACAGUGAGAAGCUGCACCCCCACCACACUCUGAGGAACAUCAUGUUUCUGGUUUCCCCCGAAAACGACAACCUGGGCCGGACGGGUCCCUUCGAGGUGAGCGCGGACCUGGAGGAGUCGAUGGAGUUCGUGGAGCCGGAGGCGGCCGGGCCGGCGGAGGAGAGCGGAGACGAGGCGGUGACGGACGAGGAGACGGACCUCGGGACCGACUGGGAGACGGUGCCCAGCCCUCGGUUCUGUGACAUCCCAUCACAGUCCAUGGAUCUUUCCCAGAGUGCACUGCAGGUGUCUCAGCCCUCUGCUAACGCUGGAGGGAUGAUCUCCUCCGCCGCCGCCUCCGUCUCCUCCUGGUUCAGAGCGUACACCGGACAGCGCUGACACAACACAACCUGAACCUGAACCAGAACCAGAACCAGAACCAGAACCAGAACCAGAACCAGAACCUGGGCUCUGCUUCAGAUCUGGACUCAAACUCUGGAUCAGGGCUCAGAGGUCAGAGGUCAGCAGGUCGAUGAGAGUUCAAACUAUACUCAGAGACAAUAAUGAGACUAUGGAUUUGAAUGAGGAGGAUCCAACAUGUUCUCUUUAAUUCUGCACACCAGCAACUUUCAUUUAAAACGACGAAUAAAAGAAUAAAAACAACAGAUGAUAAAAAUGUUAAAAGUCCAAACAGCUGAUCAUCAAGUCCUCUAAAGAUCAUUUACUGAUUACAUUUUUAUCAUUUUGUGUAUUUUACGAGCUGCAAAAUACACACACAGUAAAGUGUGAAACGUACUGCUUCACUAUUCUUUAAUUCCCUUUUCUAAUGUGUAUAAAAACAUGUAAUGAAUGGGUUAAAAACACACUUGUAUGCAUCUCAAGCCGAUUGAAGUGCAUUCUGCAUUUGUUAUGAACUACGUUAAAGUAAGCACACUUGACUCCAAAGGGACUCACAAUAAGUGCAACAAACCACAAAGAUUCAAACUCAGAACACCAAGAAAAGUGGAUCAAAUGAGUCGAACUCUUGACCGACUAAAACUAGAUCUCUAGAUCUAGAUCUAGAGAUCUCUAGA